Molecule: messenger RNA, 6044 nt
Organism: Leptonychotes weddellii (Weddell seal)
Lineage: Eukaryota; Metazoa; Chordata; Mammalia; Carnivora; Phocidae
Source: RefSeq, a predicted model, not a curated record
UCUCGCUGUGUCUCUGUCAAAUAAAUAAAUAAAAUCUUAAAAAAAAAAAAAUAAGGGAUACUACUCAAAACCUGACAAGGUCCUUAAGCCGUUGUAACAGAAAGUGUUAGCUUUCUGGAAUGUUCUAAUACUUUUUCGGAGGUCAAGUUCUAGUUUUUGAAAGAUGUAUUUACCUCAGUGGCCUCCAGGGAGGGUCCCUCAGAUUGCAGAGACUUUGUAAGAUGACUUACAAGUAUAGGAGAAGAAAAUAUCAAAGCCCUUGUUGGUGUUUAUUUCUAUUUUGAGGUAUGUUUUAUAAUGUGCACAUAAUUGUGUAGUGGUCCUGAUAUCUGUCUAUGUGUGCCCAGGUACCAACGUACAAUUUACAGAUAUACAUUGUAUGUGGGGAGGUCUUACUGAUGGGACAUCCAACCAAAAGGUGUAAAAACCAUUGAAAUUGUUGGCAGGAGGUUAAAUUGUCAUUAAAAAAUAGAGGGUUUUUUUUUUUUUUUAAGAACUCUAUCAGAGUAUAAUGUAUGCAUAGAUUUUUGCAGCUACCUUUUAUGUAUAGAAGUUCAUAGAUAAUGAACAGGGAAGCUCCAUGUCCCCCCUCCAUCUUUAACCCUGUCACAGUAGGCAGUGGCUUGAGGAGGUUUGGGGUUUAGCAUCUAGUAAUAUUCUUCUGCUGCUUGUGGUUGUGAUCUACGCAAGCACCAUCACCAUCUAUUUGGUUUUGCUGUGCUAGAAAAACACGUAUCCGCACCCUGUACCCUUCUCCACUUUCCUUUCUUGCCUUGUUCUAGGAGCAUGACGCUAAGUGUCUCUGGGUUACCUCUGUCAUUUUGUGUGUGUGUGGGGGGGGUGGUGGCUAAAAAAACACAUGACCUAAGAUUCACCAUCUUAACUCUUUUUAAGGGCACAGUUCACUAGUGUUCAGUGUAUUCACAGUGGUGAAUUACAGUGUACAUUUAUAGCGUUACAUUGUUGUAAGAAUAGAUCUCCAGAACUUUUUCAUCUUGGGAAGCUGAAACUCUGUCCCCAUUCCCCCUUCCCUUUCAAUUCCACCAACGUGACUAACUUAGAUACCUCCUAGAAGUAGAAUAUCCACAGUAUUUGCCUUUUUGUGACUGCUUACCUCUGUCAUUUUAAAUAAUAGAUUUAAGCUUAAAUUUCUCUUUCUUGUUCCAUCCACUCCAGAUAGUUUCUCUCUCCUGCCUCUCUUCUGUUUUUCUUCUUUCCAUCUCUCUCCCUCCUUCUCUUUCCUUCCUCUUUCUCCCUCCCUUUCUCCUCUUCCCUGCAAUUAUAGCCUCCUUAUUAUAUAAGGUCCAAAGGGAAGAUGGGAAACCAGAAUGGGACACCUCUUUAAAAUCUCCAUAAAGCAGCACUCGUCAGCCUCAUUUAGCAAGUGUCAUCUUUCAUGUGUAAAUGGAAAAUAAACAAAAAGGAGCCCCCGCCUGUGAGCAGCCCCGGGAGCCCCGGGCGGGGAGCACGGGGGGCGGCAUCUGCGGGCGGGCAGGGCGGGGUGGGACGCCGGCUUCCUCUGCCUUCGCAGGGAGCACCAUCAUGUACGGGGCCCUGCUGCUGUUUGAGUCGGAGUUUGUGCACAUCGUGGCGAUCUCCUUCACGUCGCUGAUCCUCACUGAGCUGCUGAUGGUGGCCCUGACGAUCCAGACGUGGCAUUGGCUCAUGACAGUGGCCGAGCUGCUCAGUCUGGCCUGCUACAUCGCCUCCCUGGUGUUCCUACAUGAAUUCAUCGAUGUGUACUUCAUCGCCACUUUGUCGUUCUUGUGGAAGGUCUCCGUUAUCACUCUGGUCAGCUGUCUGCCCCUGUACGUUCUCAAGUACCUGCGGAGAAGGUUCUCCCCGCCCAGCUACUCGAAGCUCACAUCGUAGGCGUGCGCUGGCCCGGGGCGCGGUGGCCUCUGCGCUCUCCUCGCGGGCAGAGUUCAAGUUGCGUUGUUGUUAACCGCCACCUGUGGAUCUUGCAGUAAUCGCUAACGUGCAGUUCUGACGUGAAAAGGCUCUGCACGGAGUCCUGACGCUGAAUGAUCGGGGAGGUUCCUGGAAGGGGCCCACGCGGGCCUGCUCGGGCCCCUGGCGGUUUGGCCCGGGGUGAAUGUACAUAUGUUAAAGCUGGUGGCUCGGCUAACAGAUUUAUACAUGGGUCACUGUGCAAGCUUCCUAUGACUUGAAUUUUGUUGUCAUGUGAUAAAAGUUUGUCUAAUUGACGAUUGUAGAGGGGUUUUUGUUUUAAACCAUCCUAAUGUGUGUGUACUCUUUACAUCUUUCUCACUCUUAAAAACCAGUUGUUUCAGAGAAAUGUAAAAGCUCUUGGUAUAGGUUUGUGGAAAAAGACCGUGACUUUGGUACAAAGUUAUGGAGACGGCAAUCUCAAGGUGGCAAUGCGGAAUAUCCUGUCCGAGGUAGCGCUGAUCACUGAGGCCGCACCGGCUUCCUAGAAUGUCACAAAGCAAAUGGGAGGAGAGAGCGUGAGAGAACGAGCCGUAAAUCCAGUCUGGUCUCCUCCCUCGGACUCAGCAUCUCCAGCGCUUGACUUAGCUUCACCUGCCACCUCAUAAAAGAAUUUCAAAAGUGUUAUCCUGCUUUGUUCGGACCUGGUAACAAUUAUCAAGCCUGUAGCCGGCUGAGGACACCCUCAGAUGUUUUCAGCAGAGUUGUUGUAGCAGGAAACGUGCCACUGAACAGCUCCCAAACGUGUCGACAGAGUGAUAAGAGACUCAACUAAUUCUUUAGACAACGCUGCAUGUGUGGCCGGGCCCCUCCGAGUCCGAGUGCAAGGUCAGGGAUGGGGGCUCUCGGCUUCCACACAAGUCUGUUCCCCAUCAGGAGGCCGAAUGACAAAGGCAGAGGCGUCUCACGUGUUGCCGCGCAUCGUUCGGCGGUGGCCGCCCCGGUGGGAGGAGGCCCGGGCUCCGUCGUGCUGCCUACAGCUUUCAAGGGGAGCUUGCUGGAAGGCAGGUGGUGGCAGAGAUCCCUCCCCCACAGGGACAGAGUACACGCAUGUGUGUUUCUCAUAAAGCUGUGGCUUCUCGCUUCAGAGGAGGAAGGCGGUGUGCAAGGCCUGCACGGGGCGGGGCAGGGCAUUCGUUCUUGGGUUUUCAAGUCGCUCGGCGCCGCAGCCGCGUAGCAUGGCACCAGGGUUCGGCUGGUAGACCUUCCAGAGCUGACCGUGCUCGAGAUCGUGGACUUGGAUUAAUUCCUUCCGCCCUCCUGCCUGUGUGUGCUUCAGGGCUCCGAGCCCGGCCUGGUGGCGGCGCCCACUACCCUCUGGGCAGCCGGUUCUGGGGGAGUUGGGGGCGGGAGGAACAGGCGGUGGUCCCCUUGCCUGGGGAGCCCUCUCGAUAUGCUCGUGUGUUUAUGUUGCCCGUUUAAAACUUCGUAAAAUGGCCGUAGUUUCGGGCCCUGGGAAGCUGGCUGUAGACGUGGCUUCGGUGUUAAGAUUGUGCAUUUCUGCGGUCACGUUUGCCUUCCCGUGCCGCCCGUUCCUGCCACGCAGAAAAGACCUACAGAGAAUAUAGGUUGCAGUGAAUGAAUGGUUUAUUUAGGAAUAGGGCCUUGGUCCCAAACUCUCAGGAAGAUCAAACACGCCUGACGUCUUCCUGAGUGACGUUACGGAGUUUCAUAGGGGAGGGGAGCGUGGGGCUGAGAGUUUCACACUUCUGACCUGUGUUUUUUGAAGUCCGAUUAUAAGUGUCAAGUCGUUCCGUUCUGAGUUUGCAGGCCCUGAAACUGGCCUUCUUCACAGACAGGUGAUGGCUCCUGAGGUGGGGUUGUAGAACCAUUGCUAGGAAAUUUUAGACGUUCCCAGCAGAUAGAGGGAGAUGGUCUGUCUGGUUUCUUCCCUCCAGUCCCAAGUUUGAUCCGGGUGUGUGAGCUGACUUUUGAAGUCAACACCUGAGAUACUGCUUGCCAUCUCCAAGGAAGGAAGCUUCUCAGAGAGGCUGAAGAAGUCCCCCUGCCCCCCGGAAGUUGAAGGAUGCUUGUCCGUACCAUUGCAAACCUUUUUGCCUUGUCUCGGCCACACUCUGGUAGGCAGUCAAGGGCCAGAGGGACCGAAACCCAAGUGGAGCCCAGACCACCAUGCCGUGGAGCGGCCCCAUUAGUGGGCAGCCCGUUCAUACCCCCUGCCGGGGAGGCCUCGAAUGUCCAGGAACACGUGUGCUUCUCAAAGUUGGAGCCCCAAAGAGCAGGAGCCUCACCUGCACACGUCAGACUCAUCCCAGCAGAGAAAAGUGGUGCACACACGGGUUAUCUUAGUUAUGGGGGAAGACAAACACCCGAGCUGCUUUAUAGGCAACUCCUGAGUUCAUAAACCGUAAGCAUAAGGAUUCUGUUGACCAUUUCCUUGGUUUACCAAUCUGGAAAGAAUUUAGGAAGCACCACUGACCCCUUCCCCUCUUUUUGAACCUCAGUGGGACCUAAGUCUCUGACAGCUGAUUUAAUUCGAGGCUGGAGGCCGCACGGCAUGCAAUCAGUGCUGUUCAAACAUUUCUCCUUAAAGUAAAAAUUACAACCCCCCCCCCCGACACCACUACCCAUUUCUGUCACAGCUCAUAUGUUUUAUGAUGAUUUUUAUUCGAUCUUUCGGUGAUGGUUGUGUGUGCGUGAGGACAAUGGGAUCUGUUUGUGGUUUCUCCUUUUCCCCUCCUUCCUUCCUCUAAGAAAAUGACCAGAUGGAGCUUCUCCGGCUUCAGUAAUUUCUGGCGCCUGACGGUGUUGGCCCUGGUUUGGUGCCUGGCGAGCACAGGUGUGAGUCGCCCGCGCUGACGGAGGCUGCUCGGGGCGGCGGACUCCCGACACGGAGCCACAGAGGCCAUCCCCGGGAGCGUCCUGACACCGGAGCAGACCACCUGUUCGCAGCCGCUGGGAGCGGGGAGACCAAGAGCCGGGGUGUCUCCCACUGUUGCGGUUAUUCUCUCCAGGUCUCGGGCCUGCUUCCCUUAGUAAGAGAAGCCCUUCCGUGUCGCAGUAAUCUUGAAUACCAGUGUCUGCUGACCCUUCCCUUAGUGUGUUCUCUGCUGAAAGUUUAGGUUACACUGACAACUUUUGAAUGUAUUUUGAGUUUUGUGCUCAUUGGAAAUUGACACGAUAAUGCCUCUUCUUUCUCUGGACUUUUGCUUUUAUACUUUGUUUUGUUUUUACUGGGGUGGGGAUGGGAACGCCCUCAUGCCUUUAUGGGGCAGCAUUUUAAACCUUUGCCAAAAUUUGCCGAUGGGACCUACAUGUGCUUCCACUCCAUCCUAUUGAAGGCAAACACCUGUCAGCUGUUUUAUCUUUAAUCUGUGUGUGUUUAAGUGUGGGUGUGUGUAUGUGAGUGUGUCACCUCCAAUUUUUUGAUGAGAUACUUGGUUUGCAUUUAAAUCCCGUUACUCCCAGCUUUGUUUUCAUUAAAAAGCAUACAAGGAGCUUUGUAAAUACAACCGAUUUUAUCUCUCCUCCCUUCCUUUAAUGUAAAGCCUUUUGUCAUGUAUACUUACAGGGAAAUAUUUCCACUAAUGAUGUUCAUUUCGUCUUGGAAAAGUAUUAUGUUUUUGAAUGGAACGGAGAGGCACACCACGGCGUGAGCAGCGCCCCGAAGACCUUGAGCUCCACGGCACCUGCUCACGCCCCAGCAGCUUUACCUGCGGAUCCGUCCUGGUCACCCCAUGGUCAGAGGUGCCAUCCGUUCACAUCACUGGGCAACGUCAGUGAAUCCUGUGUUUGUUGGGGGGGGGCAGGUGGGGUGGGGGGGUGCACAAAAAAAGUUGUGGCUAAUUUAUGAUUUUGUUGCAAUGGGGCUAACUAUAAACUCUCCUAGGAGUCCACGGCUGCCCUGUUAGUAGGUCUGUACGGGUGAUCGCCUUGCAGAUACUCACCAGGACAGCGUUUUGUCAUUAGAGGGAAGCCUGGUACAGGAUGCUUUAAUUUAGCGGGGACUCCCAGAUGAUUUAAAUUCUCGAUCCUGUGAUGAUACACAUGUGAUCCUGCGUGUUUCUGAGCGGUUCUCCUUUCAUGGUCUGCCAGCCUGGCCCGUCGCUGUUGCCCAAUAAAGCUUGUGUACUUUA